This is a messenger RNA of Abrus precatorius (Indian licorice), 1060 nucleotides long. RefSeq names its product dolichol-phosphate mannosyltransferase subunit 1. NCBI's taxonomy places the organism in Eukaryota, Viridiplantae, Streptophyta, Magnoliopsida, Fabales, Fabaceae. Gene Ontology annotation, biological process: protein O-linked glycosylation via mannose; GPI anchor biosynthetic process. The coding region runs from base 120 to 851 and encodes 243 amino acids. The record is from RefSeq and is a predicted model, not a curated record. The transcript is spliced from 9 exons. Gene Ontology annotation, cellular component: endoplasmic reticulum membrane. Gene Ontology annotation, molecular function: dolichyl-phosphate beta-D-mannosyltransferase activity.
GAAGCAAUGGGUUGGCGUCUCUGAUUUCGGAGCUGAUCGUUGGCCCUCGCCUGAAGCUGCCAUUGCUCGUGAAUUGUUUGUUCUCCGUCACUUCUGUUUUCUAGCGUCGUUAGAUUAGAAUGGAUGGGCAACAUCAGAAGCAAAAAAACAAGUACAGUAUAAUUGUUCCAACCUAUAAUGAGCGUCUCAACAUUGGUCUCAUUGUUUACCUCAUUUUCAAGCACCUUCGGGAUGUGGAUUUUGAAAUUAUUGUUGUGGAUGAUGGGAGUCCAGAUGGUACUCAGGAUGUUGUAAAACAACUACAGCAGGUUUAUGGAGAAGAUCGGAUUCUGCUAAGAGCACGACCUAGGAAACUGGGUUUAGGAACUGCUUAUAUUCAUGGCAUGAAGCAUGCAUCUGGAAAUUUUGUCGUCAUCAUGGAUGCUGAUCUAUCACACCAUCCAAAAUAUUUGCCAAGCUUCAUUAGAAAGCAGUUGGAAACCAGUGCUGAUAUAGUUAUAGGGACUCGUUAUGUUAAAGGUGGUGGUGUGCAUGGAUGGAAUCUUAUGCGCAAGCUAACUAGCAGGGGAGCAAAUGUUCUUGCACAAACGCUAUUAUGGCCUGGUGUUUCAGAUUUGACAGGGUCUUUUAGACUUUACAGGAAAUCAGUGCUUGAAGAUAUCAUUAGUUGCUGUGUUAGUAAGGGAUAUGUCUUUCAAAUGGAGAUGAUAGUACGAGCAUCCAGAAAAGGGUAUCAUAUUGAGGAGGUUCCAAUCACGUUUGUUGAUAGAGUAUUUGGAAGUUCAAAGCUUGGUGGAUCAGAGAUUGUUGAAUACCUGAAAGGCCUAGCGUAUCUUUUGGUGACAACAUAAAAGACAAAUCAUAACUACCCAUACAUGUCUUACAGUUUAGGAAAAAAACUAUAUAGAUUCUGUUGUUGAAUUACCUGCUUAUUGAGGACGACGUCUUGGUUGCCAGAAUCUCCGUAACUUUCCUUUUGAGUUUAGCAAGAAGCAUUUGUAUGGUUCUCUAUGUUUAUAACUGUUUGUGAACCUUGAUAAUUAAUUGUUUCUGGUUUUGC